This is a messenger RNA of Caenorhabditis elegans, 510 nucleotides long. RefSeq names its product Protein sleepless (gene C15H9.9). The transcript has 5 exons. Gene Ontology annotation, biological process: regulation of synaptic transmission, cholinergic; sleep. Bases 1 to 414 code for a protein of 137 amino acids. Lineage: Eukaryota; Metazoa; Nematoda; Chromadorea; Rhabditida; Rhabditidae. The record is from RefSeq and is marked reviewed.
AUGCGCGCCGCCUGUUUCGUCCUUCUUGCUUCUCUCGCUUUGGGUGUUAGUGCCAAUAUCUCUUGCUACCAAUGUACAUCCAACGAGAACCCAACUUGUGAUGCAAACGACGACGGAGCACUUGAGGCUUUCAAGAAGACAUGCACACCACUAACUGAGGGAACUUUCAAAGGAAACGCUGCUGUUGGAUGCCGUAAAAUCACACAGAGCGUAGAAGGAGUUCUUUCCGUUGUCAGAGAGUGCGCUUAUUCUGGAGAGCCAGUUGACGGACUCAAGAAGACUGGAAACCAUGCUAUCCGCAUUCACUAUUAUCAAUGCGAGAACGAGAAGGCUGGAACUCCAUGUAACUCUGUCGCCGGCGUGUUCUCACCACUCUCAAUUCUCUCUCUCAUCGCGAUCUACCUUCUUCAUUAGAAAAAUUCCAGGAAUCAAAUAUAUUUUUAAAAUUGUCUUUACCUCGUUUCAUUUCGCUUUUACACACAGUUUUAUACAAAAAUCGUUUAUUUUCCA